AAUUCCGUACUCUGGACCAUCGGGGGUUAUUUUUAGAGGCGCUAGUGUUGGGCCCGAUCCAUUCAUCAGGUAUCUGUGUGAGGGACCAAACAAGUGUGGAGUGCCUGUGAAUUUUUUUAGGUAUAGCAAGGAUGAACUUGAAAUAUUCCGUCUACAUCGUAAUGAUACUAUACAGUAACGAACACUUAGUAUAUGGCGAUGUCAAGAUCUACAGUAUAAACGAUGAAGUAUUAAGUUGUAGUGGAUGGCUGUCCACUAUUAUAUUUAAUUUUUGUAAUAAUACGUAUAAAAUAGUCAAGAGGGACACCUCGUUAAUGAUAGAAAAAAUGGCACCUAAAGACUUACAAAAAGACACAAGUAGGAGGCGACUGGUCGACGGAGAGAGGUGGCACCGGGUGCGAAGGCAGGUGGCCUCACAGUGUUGUCUCCACCCAUGCACGGUAGCCGAUAUCAUAAUGUACUGUCCCAACGAUGCGAAACUGCUGCAAGAAAACCCAGAUAUAUUCGAUUAAAGCCACGACUUAGGCCCAAUGACACUGACAGUUAAAACGUCAUUUUGCAUAAAGGAACCCUUUACUUUGA
This is a messenger RNA of Helicoverpa armigera (cotton bollworm), 582 nucleotides long. RefSeq lists its product as uncharacterized. The transcript has 3 exons. Lineage: Eukaryota; Metazoa; Arthropoda; Insecta; Lepidoptera; Noctuidae. The record is from RefSeq and is a predicted model, not a curated record. Bases 132 to 512 code for a protein of 126 amino acids.